This is a messenger RNA of Trichomonas vaginalis G3, 300 nucleotides long. RefSeq names its product Ankyrin repeat family. Gene Ontology annotation, molecular function: protein binding. The record is from RefSeq and is a predicted model, not a curated record. Lineage: Eukaryota; Parabasalia; Trichomonadida; Trichomonadidae. The transcript has a single exon. Bases 1 to 300 code for a protein of 99 amino acids. Gene Ontology annotation, cellular component: cytoplasm; nucleus.
AUGAAUGAAAAAGAUGAAGAUGGAGAAACCGCACUUCAUAUUGCAGCACGGAAUAGUUAUAAAGAAAUUGCCGAAAUUCUCGUAUCACAUGGUGCAAAUGUUAAUGAGAAAACUAAAGAUGGAAAAACCGCCCUUCAUUAUGCAGCACGGGAUAAUUGUGAAAAAAUUGCCGAAGUUCUCAUUUCACAUGGUGCAAAUAUUGAUGAAAAAAAUAAAUAUGGAGAAACUGCACUUUGUAUUGCAAAACUUCUUUCACAUACAAAAACUGAAAAGGUUCUCAUUUCGCAUGGUGCGAAAUAA